AUGGAAACUGUAUCACAACUCUCUAUCAUAUUUACAUUGCUCGUCACAACGUUCAUCGCUUCUCCUAUUUCCGGACGUGACAUCGUCGUCAACCGAUUCGACGAUUACGUCGCCGACCCACCGGAAGGCGAUAUAUUCGUCGAUCCACCGCAAGCCGAGUACGACGAGAAACUACUGACCCAUUUUCCGACCGGAUACAAGGAGUUUCUCGAAAACUGUUCGAGUAAGAUGAGCACAAAAUGCGGAACACAGCUGUUCAAAGUCAUGUUCGAAGACACCGAAGUGACGAGAGAGUGUUGCGUGAGUCUCUUGCGGAUGGGCCGUACAUGCCACGUUGCAUUGGUCGACACUGUUUUUAGGACAUAUGAAUAUAAGGAUGACGCCGAUGUCGGUUUUCCGAGAAGCAGAGUGGCUUGGAACGUUUGCGCUAGAGAUUAUGGUGAGGAGAUUGGCGCUCCGGUUCCUCUCGAGCAUUUAAAUGUUACGUAA
This is a messenger RNA of Tarenaya hassleriana, 489 nucleotides long. RefSeq lists its product as uncharacterized. The coding region runs from base 1 to 489 and encodes 162 amino acids. The transcript has a single exon. NCBI's taxonomy places the organism in Eukaryota, Viridiplantae, Streptophyta, Magnoliopsida, Brassicales, Cleomaceae. The record is from RefSeq and is a predicted model, not a curated record.